UGGAAAUUCAGGCUUCUUAGACUCGACUCACAGAGAGCAUUGAAGAAAUAAACCAAUGGCUUCCACUUCAGCUGUUUCAAUGGCUCUGCCUUUAGCUCGUGCUACUCCAUACAAGGGCCUUGGCUCCGAAUCCUUCUUUAAGCCGUUGUCACUCAAGCCAUCGGGGGCAGUGGCAAACGCAGCAAGAUCGAAUGGAAGGCUUCAAGUGAAGGUUGCAGCUUCACUCAAGGAGAAGGCAGUCAGCGGUUUGACAGCAGCUGCAAUCACGACGUCCAUGGUGAUCCCUGAGGUUGCUCAAGCUGCUGAAGGAGUUACCCCUUCUCUCAAGAACUUCUUGCUUAGCAUCGCUGCUGGCGGUGUUGUGCUUGUUGCCAUUAUUGGAGCUGUUGUUGGUGUGUCCAACUUCGACCCUGUGAAGCGGACCUGAACCAUUUUACUAUAAAAUGCUUAUAUCAUGCAUCGAUUGUUUUUUUUUAUAAACCUCUUUAUGUAUCGGAUUAAUGUUUUCUAGUAAUGAACUCUGCAUUUGGCUG
Molecule: messenger RNA, 533 nt
Organism: Hibiscus syriacus
Lineage: Eukaryota; Viridiplantae; Streptophyta; Magnoliopsida; Malvales; Malvaceae
Exons: 4
Coding region: 56-427 (123 amino acids)
Biological process (GO): photosynthesis
Cellular component (GO): membrane; photosystem II
Source: RefSeq, a predicted model, not a curated record